AUGUCUAUUAAAAAGAUUACUAAACUUGUUCCCCAAACCAGUGCCUUAUUCGUUUGCGAUGUGCAAGAACGUUUUAAGGGUCUUAUCUGGCAAUACCCUUCUGUUAUCUCGGUUGCUGGGAAAAUGAUUAAAGCAAGUAAGCUUUUGGACAUUCCUGUAGUUGUCACAGAACAAUACCCCAAAGCAUUUGGACCAACUGUAGCUGAAUUGGAUGUUUCUGAUGCCGCUGUUGUCAUUCCCAAGACCAAGUUCAGCAUGUAUUUGCCUGAAGUUGUCUCUGUUUUGGAAAAAAACAAGACGAAAUCAGUUCUUUUGUUGGGCAUUGAGAGUCACGUCUGUGUUCUUCAAACAGCACUUGAGUUACUUGAAAACGACUAUGAUGUUCAUGUUAUUGCUGAUGGUGUAUCAUCACAAAACUAUCCUGAAAUUGAUAUUGCGGUGGCACGCAUGAAAGCUGCUGGUGCAAUUAUCACCACUUCAGAAUCCGUUCUUUUCCAAUUGGUCCAAGAUGCCAAACAUGAGAAAUUUAAGGGCAUCAGUAAUUUGGUCAAGGAAUACAUGGAAGCUACCAAAGUGAACAAGAUUUUGCAAAGAGGAUCCAACUUGUAA
Mucor mucedo is the source of this 609-nucleotide messenger RNA. Its product is annotated as Isochorismatase-like protein. NCBI's taxonomy places the organism in Eukaryota, Fungi, Mucoromycota, Mucoromycetes, Mucorales, Mucoraceae. The record is from RefSeq and is a predicted model, not a curated record. The transcript is spliced from 5 exons. The coding region runs from base 1 to 609 and encodes 202 amino acids.